AUGGCUACUUUUAGUAGUCUAGGAAUUGGCUUAAGUUUUCUCUUUGGAUGUGUAGUCUUUGCUUUUGUUGGAGAAGUUUAUUAUCUUCUAUGUACUAAUUCUUCAAAAAUCCCAAAAGCCCAAGAAACUUCUUUGCAUGAAAGUGAUGAGAAUCAAGAAAAACAACAAGAAAUUACUCAAAAAGAUUCACCAUUAAAAGGAUUAGGAGAAGAAAGUGUGGAUCUUGAACUAAUGAGACUUCAUAAUUUAUGUGGGCCACCAAGGUUUCUAUUUACAAUCAAUGAAGAAACAAAAGAGGAUUUGGAAAAAGAAAGUAGGAAGUCAAGAAGUUAUAGUUUAAGUGAGCUUCUUUGCACACCAGAAACACCAAUGUGUUCAUCACCAUUGAUCAAAGAUGGUCAAAAGUUGUCAAAUUUGGAAGGCUUUUUGAAUCCAUUGUAUGAUAUUGACUCUGAGUUUGACUUCAACAAGAUUAGAUCUUCACCACCUCCAACAUUUAAGUUCUUGAGAGAUGCAGAGGAGAAGUUGUUGAAAAGAUUGAUGGAAUUAGAAGCUGUAAAAAAGGCAAGUUUAAUGCAAACAGAUGAGAAGAUUAAUGGUAGUAAUUUAGUAAAAUUGGAUGGUAAUAAAGGUAAAAGUGAAGUUGUGAAUAUUCAUCAUGAUCAUCAUCAAAUGUCUACUACACCUUCACAGGUAUUACCAUUGGCUUCCUCUCCAUCAAAGUGA
Molecule: messenger RNA, 726 nt
Organism: Erigeron canadensis
Lineage: Eukaryota; Viridiplantae; Streptophyta; Magnoliopsida; Asterales; Asteraceae
Exons: 2
Coding region: 1-726 (241 amino acids)
Source: RefSeq, a predicted model, not a curated record